ACUAAUUUGAUAAGAUAUUGUGUUAUUUUAUCUAUGAAAAUAAUUAAAAAGACUUUUGCGAAACCAAAACCGAUUAUGCCAGUAAUUGAUUUUACAAUUUUAGAGAAAGGGAAGAAGAUGGAUAUUCAAAGAACGGAUCAAACAAUGCCUAAAUUACUGCGUAUUAUCGCGGCGAAAAAAUCGCAUGUUCCAUCAACUGUUUUGACAAAUAAUUUUAAAUCUCAAGAGUCUGAAGUAGUAUCUGUACCAGCUAAAAUAAUCGCCACUGCUCAUAUCAAGGAAACCCCAAAAGAAGAAAUCUUAAAGGAAACCGUAAUUUUACAAAAACAAACAAUGCCUAAAUUACUGCAUAUUAUCACGGCGAAAAGAUCGCAUGUUCCGUUAACUGUAUUGACAAAUUCUGAACCUCAAGAGCCUGAAGUAGCAUCUAUUUCUACUAAAAUAAUCGCCACUGCUCAUCAUGUCGACGAAAUCCCAGCAGAUAAAAUUCUAGAAAAGAAAAUUGUAGAGGAAGAAACGGUAAUUUUGCAGGAUCAUAGUCAUACUGAAGAAGUCACGAAAGAAGUAAAACAGGAUGACACAAUUACGUGUGAAACGAGUGUUGCCGCAAUUGAAACGAAUCUCGAAGACGUUCCGAAAGGUGUUGUUGAUGAAAAUAAAGUUCCCAAAGAUAUUCUAGACGAAAUAACAGAGACUCGCGUCGCUUGUCCACAGAAGAGACCAGAAGAAAUGUCACAAAGGUCUAUUCUUUGUAAAUGCGGUCCAUCUUUCGGUCUGAAUGGCUGUUCGUGCUCGAUUGCCAAGUGCGUGAAAGACCGUGUGCCCUGUCCGCAAGAGAAAUUGGAAGAGGAACCACAAAAAUCCACCCUUUGCAAACAUGAAUUACCUUCCAAUUCAAAUAAUUAUUCAUGUUCCAUUGUCAAAUGCACAAAGUGCAAUAACAUUAUCGAAGAUUGCUCUUGCGAAGAGAACAGAUUUGAAUGGAAUGAAAUUUACUGCGCGCAUUGCCGUUUGUCGACAAUGCAAUGCGUCCACACACCACAUUUGAAGAGUUGCUUGAAGACCGAUAAACCGAAAUUUUGCGGUAUAUCACCUUUAAAGAUCAGUUCGCAUAUCUGCACGAGUUACUGCAGAAUGAAGGAAGAACGCAAGAGCAGAAAAAUGACAAUGUGUUGCCGUUCUCGCGAAGAAUGCAGAUGUAGGUGGUACGUAACGCGCGACGAUUGUUUAAGAGUUGUUAAUAAACGCACGUGUGAAUUACAAGGGAAUCGCAUCAACUGCGACAGGUCGGAAAAUCAGUGUUGCUGUGCCAAAUUCACUUUGGUAAAGUGCCACAAGAUUAAAGCAAGUUGCAGUCGCAAGAGAGCAAUGAUAUGCCUGUACUGCGAUAAUUCUCAAGACAAAUGUACAUGCAGAACAAUUGAAAAGUGCUCGUAUUGUGGGUGGCCGUCAGAUGUUGGCAACUGUCAAGACAACAAGGGUCACGCUCGUGAUUGUGAACAGAUUGCCAGAAGACCGAAUGAGUAUCGGACGAUUCAUAUCAGCAGCUGGAAGCCGAAGGAGGAAAUCAGGCGAUAUUCCGCCAGAAACUUUGAUGAUUUCCGGUCGUACUCUCCCGAAGAAUAUCACUGUAACGAAAAGCCGAAGCGGCAACGACCUGAGAAGUUACCUCAUCAACAGCCAAAUAUUUUCUCGGAAAUGAUGAAUGAACUACAGCAAAAGAUAAGUGAGUCCGUAUGCUGCUCACGAUGCUGGAGGAAUCCUUGUUGUUGUGGAUCGCCGGUCGAUCAAGAUAAGAGAAAGGAAGGAAAGAAAGCCGAGAAUCGUGUCAAGUGUACCGAAAUAGAAAGGUCACCCAGAAAAUCCCCGAAUAAUUGCCGGUGUAGUCCAAGUCCUAGGACCGAGUGUAAAAGCACUGUUCAAAACUCGAUGCCAAACCAACAUACUGGCUACGUUUGUAAAUUAACGCCGUGCAGAUGCAGAAAAGAUAGAUCCAACUGCAAAAGACCAUUGGCAAAGUGUUAUUACUGUAAGAGUCUGCCAUGCACCUGUACCACAGUGAAAUAAUCGAAGUCGUGCAGGUGCGAUGAUUCACCAAAUAAAAUUAAGACAAAAAGAAUUUUACCAAUCCGAGGAACAGAUACGAGAAAUGAUGUUUAAUUGGCAAUAUUUGCUGUCAAUGGUAAAACGAAUGGCAAGUAAAUACAGUGCGAUACAUUGUUUGUAUAAAAUUCCAAGACAAUAUUUAAAACACACAGGGAUUAUAAAACUAUUUUAGUAUUAUUUUU
Molecule: messenger RNA, 2288 nt
Organism: Monomorium pharaonis (pharaoh ant)
Lineage: Eukaryota; Metazoa; Arthropoda; Insecta; Hymenoptera; Formicidae
Exons: 4
Coding region: 34-2067 (677 amino acids)
Source: RefSeq, a predicted model, not a curated record